CAAAGCAGCCUCCCCAAAAGUUGCCAAAACUCCUUUUCAAAAAUAAAAUUCGACAGUUGGACCAGAAAAAAAUCACAACGUCAAUAUUCAUCCCUUUCUCUUAACGCAAGAACUUGUUUAUUGCAAACAUCAAAUUCAGACCCACAAAUCUCUCUGAAAAAUUCACUCGAAAUCCGAAGAGAAGAAGAAAAUGUCAGUAACAAUGGAUGAUCCCAAUUCGUUUGUAAUAGACGAGGCGUAUGAGUUCUCUGCACCUCGAUUUUAUGAUUUCAUUGACGAAGAAACUGAAGAGGAAACACAAAAGGCUGAGCUUUGGUUUCACGUUACUAGUAGCUGUGCUCCUUCUCCUUUUAUGCCAAAAAUCAAGACUAGUAGAAUGGUUCAACUUGAGAGCUUGUGUGUCUUCACUGAUGCUGAGGAGUUGCAGGACAAUGCAAGGCCUGCAGCUGAGCUCAUUUCGUCUGAAAGUAAAACCGAGGUAACGCCAAAUUUGAUCAUAGCAGAACCUGUUACCAGUCUUCCUGAUUCGGAAUCUGAAGAGAAUUCUACAAUCAAAGGUCAUGUAACAGAAACUUGCAUCCCAGGACCAACAAGAACAUCUCAGAAGAGUGAAUCUCGGGAGACUAAUAACUCCAAGAGGCAACAAACAGCGAAAAAGAUUGCGAGCAUACUUAGAAACCCUUCAGCAUUAAAGUCAAAAACUCAACCACAAGAGUCACAUCUAAGGAGCUCUAAUCAAGCUACUGUUAGAAAGCAAGCAAUCAAGAAAAGUGACGUUAGAACUCCGAAUUUCGCACAAGAAAAUCAAGCAGUAAAGAGACAAAAACUAGAAGAGGGAAGAUCUAGGAAGAUUCUUGAUAUCAAACCUCCUCAACAUUUGCCGCACAAAACAAGACUUGGUGUAGCUAACAGUAGCUCUAACUUGUUUUCAUCAGCAGCUAAAACUCGAAAGGAGGAAAGAAAGAUGUAUGUUAGGUCACUUAUUUCCCCAUUUAUUUCAACGGCAGAAAUGAUAAAGAAGUUUCAAUCUGGCAUGAAUUCUACUUCAAAUGGUGAUCUGACUGGACGAGCACAGAGAAAGCCAAAACUUACAUUAACCAGGCCUAAAGAACCCGAAUUCGUAACAGCUCAACGUGUCCGUCCAACAAGGGUGAAAAGUUCAGCAGAACUUGAGGAAGAAAUGAUUGCUAAAGUUCCCAAGUUCAAGGCUCACCCAGUUAACAAAAAGAUUUUGGAAGCUCCAACUCAACCAUUAUUAUUACCUAAAAGUACACCCCAACUUCCAGAAUUUAAGGAGUUUCACUUGGAAACAAUGGCAAGGGCCAACAUGAACACAGAUACAACUUCAGUUCAAUCAAUAGAAUCUUCUCAGAGUCAUCAGUGGCAGCCACAUCUUACAGCACCUAAAUCACCUGUUCUCAGAACAUCACUACGAGCACGGCCGCCAAUUGCCAAAAGCACAGAAGAACUGGAAAAGGAAGAACUUGAAAAAGCACCAAAAUUCAAGGCAAGGCCUUUGAAUAAGAAGAUUCUUGAAAGUAAAGGAGAUUUGGGAAUGUUCUGCAACACAAAGAGGCAGGUGACUGUACCUCAGGAAUUUCACUUUGCCACAGACAAAAGGAUUCCACCUCAAGCUAACUUUGAUGAUCUGUUUGACAAGCUUUCCUUGAAUUCUCAACCUCCAAAUGACAAGACUAUUCCCAGAAACACGAAGCCAAAUCCUUUUCAUCUCUACACUGAGGAACGAGGAGUCGAGAAAGAGAGGAAGUUGUUCUCUGAACUUCUACAGAAACAGAUGGAGGAAGAGAGGUCCAGAAAUCCAAAAGCAACUCCAUAUCCUUAUACUACUGAUUAUCCCAUGAUUCCACCAAAACCAGAGCCAAAACCGUGCACGAAGCCACAGCCUUUUGAACUUGAGAGUCUCAUUAGGCAUGAAGAGGAGAUGAGAAGGGAAAUGGAAGAAAGGAAGAGAUUGGACGAGGAAGAAGCUAAGAUGAGGUUAUUUAAGGCGCAAUCAAUCUUGAUUGAGGACCCGAUUCCAGUUCCUGAGAAAGAACGGAAACCGUUCACUCAGGUUCAGGAAUUCAAUCUACAUGUCGAUCACCGCGCCAUUGACAGAGCUGAAUUUGAUAAGAAGAUUAAGGAGAAAGAAAUGAUGUAUAAGAGGUAUCAGGAGGAGGCAGAAUGUGCAAGAAUGAUGGAAGAGGAGAAGGCCUUGAAACAGCUACGGAGAACUUUGGUACUGCAUGCAAGACCUGUGCCUAAUUUUGAUCAUCCUUUCCUACCUCAAAAGUCUUCCAAACAUGUGACGAGACCAAGCUCCCCCAAGCUACAGGUUGUUAAAAGGAAAGAGAGAAGGAAAAUGCUCUGCCCCUAUGCAGCAGUUUCUAGUGCUGCCUCUCAAAUGAGGUGAUUGUAAUUGACUUGGGUCAUUUAAAACCGGAGAGAGGACAGCUCAGUGAGUGCCAUGAUGGAUAUUUUCUUUAGCAUAUUAGUGAUGUGUGUAAUAAUUCUGUAAUAAUAAUAAGCUCACACCGUUUACUUAACCACAUAAUUAGAGUAUUCAUUUAGCUUUAUCAUCUCAGCAGUAUUCUGCAGUAAGCUAUGUUAUAUAGUUAACACUUUGUAUCCAACUUUGUAAUUAAACAAAAGUUACACAAUUUUAAUAUUCUCAUGUCAAC
This is a messenger RNA of Capsicum annuum, 2681 nucleotides long. Its product is annotated as protein TPX2. Bases 191 to 2413 code for a protein of 740 amino acids. Gene Ontology annotation, biological process: activation of protein kinase activity; mitotic spindle assembly; regulation of mitotic spindle organization. The transcript is spliced from 18 exons. Gene Ontology annotation, cellular component: mitotic spindle; nuclear microtubule. The record is from RefSeq and is a predicted model, not a curated record. Gene Ontology annotation, molecular function: microtubule binding; protein kinase activator activity. NCBI's taxonomy places the organism in Eukaryota, Viridiplantae, Streptophyta, Magnoliopsida, Solanales, Solanaceae.